GUCCCUACAAAUAAGAUGAAUGAAUAUAUCCCUCAAACAACUUCAAGAAAAAUUAAUGGAUGGUCCAAGGAAUUCAUCUGUGAAUAAUUUUGAGAUGGAUUGUAAGGAAGCAACAAAUCAUGAUGCACCUGAAGAGAGUGGAUGGACAACAUAUUUGGAGGAUUUUUCAAUGAACCAAAGGGAAAGCUAUAGUUCAUGUAAUUCUGAAAAUGAUAGUUUUGGCAGCCCUUCUUUGUUAUCUGAUGCUGCUUCUCAUGCUGCAUGGAAAAAUUCUCAUUCUCCAAUGGGUGGCUCACCAUUUCUUAAGAGAUUGAAUUUGAAGAAACAAAGAAACAAGAAAAUUUGUGAUCCUGAUUUGGAAGACACUGCUAGCUCACCUGUCAAUAGUCCAAAGGUAAGCAGUUUUAAGCAGAUGGACAUCAAUAACAGAACAGAAAAUAUCAGUGGAUAUUUCAUGGAAAAUGAAGGUGGCUCUAGACAAUUCCAAGAAAAGGAAGCUGGGAGAAACAACACAUAUUUUGAUGGAAAAAACAAGAAUGGGUAUAUAGAAUUGAAGAAGAAGAAGGGGCUUUGCUUGGUACCUUGGUCCAUGAUAGUCAACAACGAUGGGUGAUAUUCAUGCAAAAGUUCUUCUAUCUUUGGUACUGUAAAAAAUAUGGUAUAUGAAUUGUAAAAUGUAAGAUUGGGUCGCUCGCUCCAUUAUCAUUGUCACAAAAGGGAAAAAAGACGCAAAAAAUGUAAAUAGAGCUUCUUUUUCUCUUACACAAGUAUUUGGGGAGCAGUAUAGCAUUAGAGUUUAUAGGUGCUAUUUGUAAUGUUUUGUAUUUUGGGAAAUCUGCUAAUGACAGAAGAUCUAAAAUCACGUUUGAUUGACAAAAAUUAAAACUCUAUUCUGGUAA
This is a messenger RNA of Lycium ferocissimum, 899 nucleotides long. Its product is annotated as vascular-related unknown protein 1-like. Gene Ontology annotation, biological process: xylem development. The transcript has 3 exons. Lineage: Eukaryota; Viridiplantae; Streptophyta; Magnoliopsida; Solanales; Solanaceae. The record is from RefSeq and is a predicted model, not a curated record. Bases 20 to 613 code for a protein of 197 amino acids.